Messenger RNA from Daucus carota subsp. sativus, 1350 nucleotides. RefSeq names its product probable membrane-associated kinase regulator 1. Gene Ontology annotation, molecular function: kinase inhibitor activity. NCBI's taxonomy places the organism in Eukaryota, Viridiplantae, Streptophyta, Magnoliopsida, Apiales, Apiaceae. The record is from RefSeq and is a predicted model, not a curated record. The coding region runs from base 149 to 1165 and encodes 338 amino acids. The transcript has 2 exons. Gene Ontology annotation, cellular component: plasma membrane.
UUUUCUCCGCCAUACACAUGUUCCUAUCUCCAUCCAUCUCUCUCCCAAUCUCUCUCUCACACACAUAAGAGUAUGAUGUAGCUACAACUCUCCCCCCACAGCUCAAACACCCAGAGAGAAAUCUCUCCCCAAUAUCAAACAAAACACAAUGGGCAGAUCAUCCUCAAGAAACCACCACAAAAUCCCCAGAUCCCAAACCCUCCCUUCCUCCCCCACGCACUCCUCCUCCUCCUCCGACUUCGAAUUCACCGUCUCCAUCUCCCCCCGCAAAUCCACCACCAAUCUCAUCCCCGCCGACCAGCUCUUCUACAAAGGCCAGCUCCUCCCUCUCCAUCUCUCUCCCCGUCUCUCUAUGGUCCGCACUCUCCUCCUCGCAUCCUCCUCCACCUCCUCUUCCGACACCACCACCACCGCCUCCCGCCACUCCACCGCCAGCUCCUCCUCCGACUUCCCCGACUCCCGCGACUCCUCCCGCCGCCCCAGCUCCGUCACCGACGACGACACUUCCAACUCACAACCCCUCACGCGCCUCCUCAACACCUCCCCAACCUCCGCCAAAAAACCCAAAUAUUUCUCCCUCUCCAGAUUCUCUUCCGUGUUCCGCAAGGAACCCAAGCUCCCAUCCUCCACCACCACCACCAUCACUUACGACACCAUCGCCAACACCUCCUCUCAAAACUCCGUCAAGCGCGUGAGCUCCACCGCCAAAGACGUGAUCCGCAAGUACCUAAAGAAAGUCAAGCCCCUCUACGAGAAGCUCUCUCAAAAACAAGGAGCCUCCACUAAACCACCAACAGCCUCAUCAGGAUCCGUCUCUGAACACAACUCGCGAUUAAAAGAUAAAUCAGCGAACACGAUAUCUCAUUCAUUUUCAGGGAAUCUCCGGUACCCGAGACGCCGAAGCUGCGUCGCGAGCUGCCCCUCUUCAAUGCGGAGCUCCCCGAAUCACUCCGGCGUGCUUUCCAGAACCGGUGCCACACUCAUGAGCAAGCAGUUUAAUGGUGCUGCUACGACGUCGUACAGCUCGGAGGCUUCAUCAAUGGAGGAAUUACAUAGCGCGAUUCAAGGUGCGAUAGCGCAUUGCAAGAACUCGAUGAACUUCUCGAAUAAUAAUAACGGUUGUAGCACUAGUGGUAGUUCGAGUGCAACUCUAGUGCAGGUUUAAGUUGAUGAUUAUGAAUAAGUGGAGUAGGAGGAAGGUUUAAGUGGGAAGGAGGAUUGCAUGUGAAGUUAUUGUGGAGUUUAGUGGUUUGGAAUUUUGUGGCUUGUAUCAUGCAGAACCUCAUGUAUUGAAACUAUAACUCUGUCUAAUGUGAACUGACUGGUUCGUUUUGGAAUCUCGAAAUUUCA